Messenger RNA from Mytilus trossulus (common blue mussel), 1041 nucleotides. RefSeq names its product collagen alpha-5(VI) chain-like. NCBI's taxonomy places the organism in Eukaryota, Metazoa, Mollusca, Bivalvia, Mytilida, Mytilidae. The record is from RefSeq and is a predicted model, not a curated record. The transcript is spliced from 3 exons. The coding region runs from base 1 to 1041 and encodes 346 amino acids.
AUGCUAUUGUUUUGUAAAAAUGUUCUUGCCAAUGCAGACAUAGAUUCCGGAGAUGUCCGUGUUGGUAUACUUUCAUUUACUAAUACAGCAAAAAUUGAGUUUCAUAUGAUACAAUAUUCAACCAAACUAGAUGUAUUUCAAGCUAUAGACAAGAUAUCCCAUAUAUCUGGAAUGACAAAUAUAGCUGCUGCAUUUAGGAAAGUGCGAAAUGAAAUGUUUCCAACUCAUCAUGGUGACAGAGAUAAUGUUUCAAAAGUUGUGAUGUUGUUGACUGAUGGUGAAAUAUCAAACGUUAAUCAAAGUGAAACAGCUAAAGAGGCCAAUAUAACCCGAAGCAGCAACAUCCAUGUUUACGCAAUUGUCAGCAAUUUGAACAAAAAACAAGAACCGGAACUUCUUAAAAUAGUCACACAGCCUCCAGAAGACAACAUUAUGGAUUUCACACAAUAUGCUAAUUUAAGUAGUCAAGUUUUUCAAACGACUUCUAAAGGUGUGCCAACAGUUCAAGUGCAACAAUCAUCAUAUUUUGUCAACACUGGUAGCUCUAUUACCUUGGGGUGCACUGUUACAUCUAACCUUGCUGUCACUGAUGUUUACUGGCAAAGAAAUAUUGGUAGUAGCAUAACAAAAAUUAGAUCAAAAACCAACAACAACAAAUAUAAUGGCAUUACUACUAGCACACCGUCUCUGACUAUCUUUAAUGCAGACCAAAAUGAUGUAGCAACUUACACAUGUUUUGCCGCCAACAGUGUAGGAACUGGACAGAGUACAACCACUCAAUUGUCUGUUACAGGAAAGGGAAAUAUUCUCCACAACAUCUCGAAUGCUGAAAUUGAUAAGAAGGUAUUGGAACUUAAAAAGACAUUAGAAAUCCGCAAAAACGAAACAGCAAGAUACAGAAGUAUGAAAACAAGUGCCACGGAUGAUCGGUUAUCGUCUGCUGUCAUGGGAUAUGUAGGAGUUAUGGUUAUUGUAGCAAUUAUUUCAUUGUUUGUGUUCUUUGAUUGUCUUUCAAUAUGGCAGUAUUAUCAUGAUACAUAA